AUGGGCGCGGUCUGCUGCCGACCAACACCGGUUGAUUUUGAUGGAGAUGUUAGUCUAUUUCACUUUGUGCUUCUAAGAUGUGUAGGCAAGGGUGCAUUCGGCAAGGUUCGUGUGGUCCAGCACAAACAGACGCGCGAUCUCUAUGCUCUCAAGUACAUCAAUAAGACCAAAUGUGUAAAGAUGAAAGCCGUAGCAAAUGUCAUUCAGGAGCGGCGGCUCCUGGAAGAGGUCGACCACCCAUUCAUUGUGAACUUGCGGUAUGCCUUUCAAGACGACGAAAACUGCUUUUUCGUUUUGGAUCUUAUGCUAGGUGGAGACCUCCGAUUUCAUCUUGAACGCCUAGGAUCGUUACAGGAGGACGUCGUGAAAUUUUACGUAGCGCAACUGUCCUCUGCUGUAGAAUUUCUUCACGAAAUUGGUAUCAUGCAUCGUGAUAUCAAGCCAGAUAACAUUUUGCUCGACGAACGAGGGAACGCACACUUGACAGAUUUUAAUAUCGCUGUUCACUUCAGCGAGCGCAAGUUAACGGGCGUGGCGGGCUCAAUGGCAUACAUGGCGCCUGAGAUCCUAGCCAAACGGGGCUACACGUGCCACAUCGACUGGUGGUCACUAGGUGUAUGUGCCUACGAGCUUAUCUUUGGCCGGAGACCAUUCAGAGGUCGGACGAAUUCCGACCUUACCUACAGCAUCUCGAAAGAUCCUUUGAAGUGGCCUGAGGACGCGGAGAAGAAAUGCACUCGUCCCGGUAUGCUGGUUAUCAAAGGGUUACUGGAUCGGGAUCCCGCCAGGCGUUUUGGAUGCAAACCCAACGGCGAAGGAUACCAGGAAUUACGGCGACAUCCAUGGUUCAAGACCAUUGACUGGGACACGCUGGAGUCAAAAGAGCAAAUUCCUCCGUUCAUUCCGGACUCUAAAAAGGCUAAUUUCGAUGCGUCACAUGAAUUGGAGGAGCUUCUUCUCGAAGAUAAUCCUCUCAAGGCUAAGCAACGCAAAGCAAAUCAAGACAACUUGUCAGCGGAGAUGCGGCAAAUGGAGGAACAAUUCACGUCUUAUGACUUCAAGAAGAUGCAAAGACGAUCGUAUUACCCGCACAACCAGCAACUGAUCUCCACGGCAACAGCAACCUCUUCAGGUCUGGCGUCUUCUCGACCCGCAACACCAGCGACCGAUCUACGGCCAGAAAAUGGUGUUGCUAUAGUCAGUGGAUCGAUAGAGUUACAGGGCACAGACGCAGAAGAAAUGACGAAGGAAGUUACUGAAAAGGAAUAUCGGUGA
This is a messenger RNA of Lentinula edodes (shiitake mushroom), 1275 nucleotides long. Its product is annotated as kinase-like domain-containing protein. Gene Ontology annotation, biological process: intracellular signal transduction; peptidyl-serine phosphorylation. Gene Ontology annotation, molecular function: ATP binding; protein serine/threonine kinase activity. The coding region runs from base 1 to 1275 and encodes 424 amino acids. Lineage: Eukaryota; Fungi; Basidiomycota; Agaricomycetes; Agaricales; Omphalotaceae. The record is from RefSeq and is a predicted model, not a curated record. The transcript has 10 exons.